Polistes canadensis is the source of this 5438-nucleotide messenger RNA. RefSeq names its product tensin-1 (gene by). The coding region runs from base 441 to 5375 and encodes 1644 amino acids. NCBI's taxonomy places the organism in Eukaryota, Metazoa, Arthropoda, Insecta, Hymenoptera, Vespidae. The record is from RefSeq and is a predicted model, not a curated record. Gene Ontology annotation, molecular function: protein binding. The transcript is spliced from 19 exons.
AGAAGGAAUAAGAGAGAGAGAGAGAGAGAGGACAGUGCCAAAAUUAGUGACCGAAGUUUCUUUUUUUUGCCGGUGUGACCUUGACCGGUGUCAAUCCAGCAACGUGACAAAACUAACCCUUCUUCCGGUAUCAUCGAAUUCUCUUGUAACACCUUUCUCUUUCUCUCUCUUUCUCUUCCAUUCCGUUCGUCUGCGUUUUGUCCCUUUAAGUGUCUACCUUACACCACUGAUUUUCGUUCGUACGUUCAUUCGUACGUUUGGUUGACCACGUUCGACGCAUACAAUCUGGAAGGACGGACACUGUUUCGAAGGGCGACAAGAGUGAAGAGGAGAGAACGAAGGAGAUGCGCCAUUUUCGAGAAGCGAUGCGAGAAGAAGGUGAACGAUCCUUGGAGCGUUUUGCCGCAGACCGGUAAUGGGAUACCAGAGGUGACGGCAAGAUGAACGGUCACGGUUCCACCAAUGAGGGUGCGCGUUUCCGGGACACCUCGCAACAAAUACAUAAACAAUGGCAAGCUGAUCCAGCUCGUGCAUUUCCAACAGUCGGCAGUGUUGGUACUGGUGGUGGUGGUGGUGGUGGUGGUGGUUCCCCAUCUCCAGCAUCGGGAGACAUUUCAACACCAAAUUCAACACCGAGUCCUAGCCCUAGUCCGACCAAUGGUCAACUAGUAAUGCACAAUGGGGGUUACGAAUCACAGACGAAAAAUGUUAAUACCAUCGCGAGAAACAAGCAACAACAGCAACUACUUAUGCAACAACACCAACAACACCAACAUCAGUUACAUCAACAACAGGUACAAACGGUUCAAUCAUCGGGUACACCUGCGAGGACGCCAGGCGUCGGCGCGGAUUCGUCCAGCGUCGACGUCGGAAAGGUCGUCGGUGGAAGGGUCACGGAAGUUAUGGAAUUAUGUUAUGUCACGGAAAGGAUAAUCGCUCUUUGGUAUAGGGAAGAUGCACAAGGUGUUCUAGAACAUGCCACUACACUCCUAAGAGGCAAACAUGCUGAUAAUUAUAUGAUAUUCAACCUAUCAUCUCCAGGAAGAGCAGGUGAAUCAAAUACGAGAGAAGCUGGUUGGCCACAAGGAUUGGCACCAAGUUUGGAAAGAUUAUGCGCCCUUUGCAAGGAGCUGGACUCCUGGUUGAACGGUGUACCUAAUCGCGUAGUUGUUUUACAUGCAAGGGGUAACAAGGAACGAUUGGGUGUGGCGGUAUCGGCUUACAUGAAUUACAGCAGCAUUUGUGGUGGACGCGAUCAAGCCUUGGACAGGUUCGCGAUGAGAAGGUUCCUUGAUGACAAGAUCGGAUCGCUACAAGUUCCAUCACAUCGAAGAUACAUAGAGUACUUCAGUGGAUUAUUGUCUGGGUCAUUGAGAAUCAGCCAGUCUCCUCUUUACUUGACACACCUUACUGUACUCGGAGUGCCACUCUUCGAGCCUACCGGAUGUCGAGCGUUCCUCAAAGUCUACGAAGGAUUGACGCCCGUUUACACAUCGGAUUUGUACUCGGUGACGAAUGCUCGUGAGUUCACGGUUAAUCUAGGUGGUCUUCGUUUGAGAGGUGACAUUCUCGUUAAAUGUUAUCAUAGGGUAUAUUCCAAACAGAGCCGAGAAGUUAUGUUCUCGUUACAGUUCCACACAUGUGUCAUCACGGAAAACGUAGUGUCAUUUCCCCGUUCGGAACUUGACGUAGCUUGCGAAGAUCCACGAUGUCCACCCGAUAGCGUAGUGACCCUUUAUUUCGCAACUGAUGCGAAACGUCAGGAUGGCCCAAUUCCAGCACCAACACCCGCUGUGCCCCAUGCCUCGGCUCAUCACGAUCCUAUUCUUCAUUGGGACAGCUACACGAAUCUCGAGAUAAGCGAUGACGAAGGCCGGGAGACACCGUUGUCACCACCACCACCAUCGAGUUCUUCCGUUCAAACAUCACCACGUGGGUUAGGUUACACCUGCGGACCUAUAGAUGGAUCCUUGUACGCGGUGGUACACCAGGGUGCUGCAGGUGGUGCUCGCGGUUCACCACUGACAGUUUCCAUGGACAGCGGUAUCAGCAGUGCACCACCUCAAAGACCAAGUCCACCUGAACACGAGCCGGAUAAUCAGGCUCACGGUGAUCUUGAUAAACUUCUUCACGAUAUGAUGCUAACCGUUGAGUCCAUGCCAGAUCCUCCGAUCCAGGAGGAUUAUUCACGAACGGAUAGAAACGAUAAGAUUUACGUACAAGAAAAUCGAAGUUACAGUAGUAACACGAACAGUAGUCACGGGGGUGCAUCUACUUAUUCGACUUUGAAGGAUUCCUAUAGAAGUUACAGCGCCGCCAAAGAAUCAAGUCCACCAUACAACUCUAGCAGCAGUUAUAGCACCCUCAAAAAUGAAUAUAGAGAUAGUCCGAUAAAAACUAAUGAACAUCGUCGGGAUGAUUACGAGUAUCGUGUAUCACCCGAUAGAAAAUUAUCCGAAUCUUCUAUAGACAUUUAUAAUAGAAAACAACACGUCGAAUCAUUUUCCCCAUCUGGCAACAUAGAUUUCAUCGACGAAGACAUUCCUUAUCACGCUAGACAAACGAGCCAACCAUUUUCUUACGGUGCAACAACCGAUAUGAUAAAACAUCAAAAAUUGUCAUCCCCAUCGCUCGUUAGAAAAGCAUCUGUACGUGGUACAGCACCUAUGGUAGAUUUCGACGACAUACUUGGUGACGUUAAUUCGAGACGACCCAUCAGCCCGUUAAGCCCAAACACACCUGACCCACCACCAGAAUUUGCCAAUGGUCCUGUCAAAACAACUACGACAACUACGACUACGACGACUCAGGAUCACGUGGACGGAUUAUCAUGGCUGAGGCAACAACAAUUGAAACUUGCUGCGAGGAGGGACGAAAAAAGUCCUAAAACAAUAUGGCGACAGGAAACUGGGAAUCGUGUUAUCGGAGAACUUCGAAGUUAUCAAAGGGGAAGAUUAAGACAGGACGGUUAUGCGAGUGAUUCUGCAGUACUCGACGAUGACGACGAUACUUGGAUACCAAGUUCCAUUAUGAAUCAAACCCAAUCGAAAACGACUCCUUAUACCUCAGCACCAGCGAGUCCUUUGCUUCCGCAAAGAUCGAGUAGUCGUAAGUACAAUGGCAGCAGCAGCGCUAGUAACGCCCUUCUCGGCAGACCAAGGGCCGAAAGCAUGAACGAACGACCAUUCGUCUCUGUGAAGAGAGCUUACGAGUAUCGAAAGUACAGCGACGGUCAGAGCCCUCCGUCAUCCCCCCGCGCAGUAUUUGCAGCCGAUCCACCCUUAAGCACAGGAAUGCAACGUCGAUCGAGUAGUCCGGUCAACUUGGAUAAACAACAGCCACCUCGUCCGGAAUCUAGAAGCGAUAGUUUUGCACGUGCCGAUGCAUUUUUGCGCGAACAUAGACAACAACAACAACAACAACAACAAUACCUACAGCAACAACAACAGCAGAACAACGGGAUGAAUACGGAAAAUGGUCACGAAUUAAGCAAACGAACAACUCUUGAGAAAAAUUUUGCUACUUUGGCUAGACCAUCCAGACCAGAGUCAAGAAAUCGCAUAACAACAACAACAACAACGUAUCAAAAUUAUUCAAGAAAUUAUAACAAUGCAACAACCAACGAUAGAAGCAAUGGCAACGGACAACAAAACGAAGGAGGACUUUUAGCAGUAGUAGAUCAACAAACAUCUUCACCUCCCACUCAAGGAGAUCCUCUCGUGAGCCUAAUUCGAUCAUUGGCUGAGAUAUCACCCAAUCGCUCACCCUCAUCCACUUCCGCGACUAACAAGAUCGAGAACCACGAUCAUGGCACUACUAUAGAUGCAACUACCGCGACAACGGUCACCAACAACGUCGCUAGCAUUGCCACUAAUUGUUCCCCUAACCAGUCGCCAAAAGCAUGGCAGAAUUGUACACAGUCCCACAAUGACUCGGCAUCAUCGUGGACCGAGAGGAGCGUCAGUCCCGGAAGUACAGUUGGUGUUUCAAGACCGCAAACACCUGCAUUCCCUGUACAUCCACGUACUCCUUACGUUAAUAACGCAUCGCCAACUGUAACAUUUGCUUCCGAUCGGGGCUAUGUUAUGUCCAACAAUAGUUAUAACAUUAACAACAAUAAUAAUAAUAUGACUGGAAUCGAAGCUACCGGCGGUGGGAAUGGUAACAACAACAACUUAGGAAAUUAUAAUGCCGAAAGAACGGUUUACAUUGAGGAGCGGAGGGAAGUCUCUAAGGAAACGGGACUUCCACCCAAGAGUCCGACAACACAGCGCAAGGACCGACCUGUUUCUCCGAUAAGCGAAUCUGCUAUUUCACAGGCUCAGGCUAUUUCGCAUAACCCUGGAACACCUACUCAUGUUGAAUUUGCUCAAAGUCCGAAGAGUGCUACGUCCUACACAUCUAUCAACAGUGGUGGUCAAUCAUCUCCGCAAGUACAGUAUUACGGAUCAAGACGUUCGAGUAUUCAUUCGAACAGUGAACCUCAAGAAGUUGCUGAUGUUAAUGUUAAAUUCGUACGAGAUACCAGCAGGAUCUGGUACAAACCUAAUAUAUCACGAGAACAAGCAAUCUCUAUGCUGAAGGAUGCAACACCCGGUACAUUCGUAGUAAGAGACAGCAAUUCUUUCCCAGGUGCGUUUGGUUUAGCAUUGAAAGUAGCAACACCACCACCUGGUGCACCUAGUAGUCCUAGAGAUCCAUCAAGCGAACUCGUCAGGCAUUUCUUGAUCGAGCCAACGUCACGUGGAGUCAGAUUAAAGGGAUGCGCAAACGAACCAGUUUUUAGUUCUUUGUCAGCGCUAGUUUAUCAACACAGCUUGAUGGCUAUGGCUUUACCGUGCCAACUCUUGCUACCUGAACCAGAAGCUGCUGCUAGAGCUUUGGAUUCACCUGCUACGAAUAGUGCUCAACAACUUCUUGCUCAAGGAGCUGCAUGCAACGUUCUUUAUCUUUUCACCGUCGAUACGGAAUCCUUGACCGGACCUCAAGCAAUCAAGAAAGCUAUAAGCACAUUAUUCGAACAAAAACCAUUACCAAGUGCAACCAUCGUACAUUUCAAGGUCUCGACUCAAGGUAUAACCUUGACGGACAACGCAAGAAAAUUAUUCUUUCGUAGGCAUUAUCCUACGAACAAUAUCAGUUAUUGUGGUCUAGAUACUGAAGAACGUACUUGGGAUUUCGCUGGUGAAGAUGCUGGACGACCACUAAGCGCACACCGUUGUUUCGGAUUCGUAGCAAGAAAACCAGCUCACAAAUCAGACAAUCAGUGUCACGUAUUCGCCGAACUGGAACCGGAACAACCAGCAACGGCCAUCGUUAAUUUCGUCAAUAAAGUCAUGAUGGGCAACUCGAUCGCUAAAGCUAAUAUCGUAUAAAUUAAUCUUUUAUCUCUUCGUUUUUAAUUAAUUGCGUACAUUCGUUCGAUUUAAUCGAUAUAA